Messenger RNA from Aspergillus ochraceoroseus IBT 24754, 4565 nucleotides. RefSeq lists its product as uncharacterized. Gene Ontology annotation, biological process: transmembrane transport. Lineage: Eukaryota; Fungi; Ascomycota; Eurotiomycetes; Eurotiales; Aspergillaceae. The transcript is spliced from 2 exons. Gene Ontology annotation, molecular function: ABC-type transporter activity; ATP binding; ATP hydrolysis activity. The coding region runs from base 183 to 4520 and encodes 1445 amino acids. The record is from RefSeq and is a predicted model, not a curated record. Gene Ontology annotation, cellular component: membrane.
GUCGAUCAUUACGUUCCUUAAUGUAGGUAAGUAAUACUUUAGAUGAACCUUCCAGGCUCGUAGGGUAGUUCCAUUUGAUAUCCUCUCCCAAUGUCUGCCUUGUGCUCUUCGGGUUUUACCUCCCUUCGUUUCUCCCCCUGUCUUGCUCUUUCUUUUCCAAUCCCACGGACUGCUUCUUCACGAUGGAACGCCUUUUGGAUAGGCCUCCUUCUGGGAGCUCCGGAGACGAUGCACAGACUGUCAACGCGGCUAUGGAACGUGAAUCACAGCAGGUGACUCGCAUUGCAUCCAGCCAGAUCGGCCGCAGCCUAUCCAAAACCUCUACGUUUGAUUUAAGAGACGAUCCUCGAAUCGACCCUACCAACCCCGAGUUCGAUUACAAACUAUGGGCCCAGCAGGCGCUGAAAGCUAUGGCGCGCUCUGGGGUCACCCCCCAGAGCCAGGGGGUGGUCUUUUCCAAUCUAUCUGUCUCCGGCGCAGGUUCUACCCUCCAGUAUCAGGAGACCCUCGCAUCCACAUUUACCAUUCCUUUCCGCAAGAUAUCAGAACGCAUGCUUGGAUCGAAGGGCGGCUCCGAGAAACGUCGGAUUCUGAACAGUUUUGAUGGACUCGUCAAGGGUGGGGAGCUUCUGCUGGUACUUGGUCGUCCAGGCAGCGGAUGCAGCACAUUUCUGAAGACGAUAUGCGGACAUCUCGGUGGGCUGGCGCUUGAACCGGAAAGCGACAUCCAGUAUGAGGGGGUCGGGUUGGAGCAGAUGGUCAAGAACUUCCGAGGAGAAGUAGCGUACAACCAAGAAAUAGACACCCACUUCGCACACUUGACGGUCGACCAAACAUUGCACUUUGCGGCGAGCGCCCGGACUCCUUCGCGCAGGAUUGAAAAUAUCAGCCGUGAUGAAUACAUCCAAACGAUGGUGGACGUGGUGCUUUCCGUGUUCGGGUUGUCGCACGCCAGGCACACCAAGGUUGGCAACAACUUCAUCCGUGGUGUGAGUGGCGGAGAGAGAAAACGGGUCAGCAUCGCGGAAAUGUUCUUGUCACGGUGCCGAAUCGGAGCUUGGGAUAACAGCACACGGGGUUUGGACGCAGCAACUGCCUUGCAGUUCAUCAAGGCACUUCGUCUUGCAUCUGAUAUUGGAGAGUCCUGCCAUGCGGUUGCAGCCUACCAAGCUUCCCAGUCCAUGUAUGAUCUUUUCGACCGGGUCAUUGUCCUUUACGAAGGAUAUGAGAUAUACUAUGGCUCGUGCAACGAUGCAUGCCGAUACUUUGAGGAAAUGGGCUGGGAACGGCCUCAAAGACAGGUAGCCCCAGACUUUCUCACAUCCAUCACUAACCCGGCGGAGCGAAAAGCACGUCCCGAUAUGGAGCAGUCAGUGCCCCGUACUGCCCGCGAGUUUUCUGAGUACUGGAAGUGCAGUGUGGAAUACAGGGGGCUGCAGCAAGAGAUCGCAGAGUAUCGUCGAUGCCAUCCUCUGGAUGAGAAGGAGGCCAAGGAGUUCCAAGCAGAGCAUAUCGCACAACAGGCGAAGCAUACGCGGACCAGUAGUCCAUACCUUCUUUCAAUUCCCAUGCAAGUCCGACUCUGUAUCCGGCGUGGCUUCCAGCUCUUGCGAAACGAUAUACCCACGACAAUGUCAACUGUCGUCGUCCAGCUGGUGCUCUCUCUUAUCUUAGGUUCCGUAUUCUAUAACUCUCCCUCUAACAGCAGCGCCUUCUUUCAAAAGGGAGCUACUCUCUUCUUCGCCGUUCUUAUGAACGCCCUGAUUACCAUGAAUGAGAUCAUGACCCUAUACACCCAGCGUCCGGUCGUUGAGAAACAAACUACUUAUGCAUUCGUCCAUCCAUUCACUGAAGCCCUUGCCAGCAUCAUCGUUGACCUUCCUAUAAAGCUGAUCCGAUGUACUGCGUUUUCGAUCGUUCUCUAUUUCAUGACAAACCUACGCCGGGAGCCUUCUCAGUUUUUCAUCUUCUAUCUCUUUCUCAUCACGGCCAUUAUGGCCAUGUCUGGUAUCUUCCGUACAAUGGCUGCCCUCACUCGGGCGAUUGGACAGGCUAUGGCCCUAGCAGGAGUCCUCAUCUUAUCCAUUGUGGUGUAUACCGGGUUUACUCUACCACAGCCUUAUAUGCACCCGUGGUUUUCGUGGAUCCGCUGGAUCAAUCCAAUGUACUACACCUAUGAAGCUCUAAUCAGCAACGAAUUCCACGGUCGAGAAUUCGAGUGCGCGUCAAUGAUCCCCAGCUAUGCAACUGGAUCGUCAUUUGUUUGUUCAGUCGUAGGCUCGGUGGCUGGCCAACACACUGUAUCCGGAGACGUCUUCAUUAACGCAAACUACGAAUACAAAUACAGACAUCUAUGGCGAAACUACGGUAUUCUAGUUGCCAUGAUGAUUUUCUUCAACUGCCUGUAUCUUUUUGCGACUGAGAUGCGCACUGGAACGAUAUCAAAGGCUGAAGCUCUUCUCUUCCGCCCUGGCCAUGCUCCUCGUCGCCUUCGCGGUGAUGUUGAAACCCCGGCCUCUGGUAGUGUGAUUGCUGUGACAGAAACAGAAAAGGGAACCACGGAGACCCUCAAUCUCCCCAAACAGACAGACGUUCUCUCGUGGAAGGGUAUUAAUUAUGACAUCCCUGUACACGACGGCACGCGACGGCUUUUGGAUGAUGUAAAUGGGUGGGUAAAGCCAGGAACACUAACAGCUCUCAUGGGAGUUUCCGGGGCAGGUAAAACCACUCUACUGGAUGUAUUGGCGCAAAGGGUCUUAAUUGGUGUGGUUACAGGAGAUAUCCGCAUCAAUGCAGAUGCUCCCCGAUCCAGUUUCCCUCGAAGGACAGGAUAUGUGCAGCAACAGGAUAUCCACCUUGAAACCACUACUGUACGCGAAGCCCUUCAGUUCAGUGCUAUGUUACGCCAGCCAAAAUCUGUACCUAAGGCAGAAAAGUAUGCCUAUGCUGAAGAAGUGAUCAAGAUCCUGGGCAUGGAGGAUUUUGCUGAGGCCGUUGUGGGAACCCUUGGAGAAGGGCUAAACGUUGAGCAGAGAAAGCUGCUUAGUAUUGGUGUUGAGCUUGCCGCCAAACCAACUCUUUUGAUCUUCCUCGACGAACCAACCAGUGGUCUGGACUCACAGAGUUCAUGGACUAUCUGUGCUUUUCUCCGAAAGAUAGCGGACAGCGGACAGGCGGUUUUGGCCACCAUACAUCAGCCUAGCGCACUGCUUUUCCAGACCUUUGAUCGGUUACUCUUCCUCGCGAGGGGCGGCCGAACUGUCUACUUUGGAAGUAUUGGGGAACAAUCUGCAACCUUGCUUGAAUACUUUGAACGCAGUGGAGCCAGAAAAUGUGGUGCUCUAGAAAAUCCCGCGGAGUAUAUGAUCGAGAUCGUUAAUAGCAAGGAUGGUUCUAUGGACUGGCCCCAAAUCUGGAAGAAAAGUCCGGAGUAUGGAGCAGUCGUUGCUGAGCUCGAGCAGCUUCAGAACUCCUCGACAAGCCCGAAUCCAGAGUCCAUCAGUGAUGACGACGACUUGGAGUUUGCGAUGCCAUUUUCGAGUCAACUCUAUUAUGUCCUGCGUCGUGUCUUCAGCCAGUACUUCCGCCAGCCCGAGUACAUUUUCUCCAAGUACAUCCUAGGCUUGGUUUCCGGUCUCUUUAUCGGCUUCUCUUUUUGGAAGUCCAACGACACUCAACAGGGCUUCCAAAACUCCUUGUUCAGUAUCUUCCUGCUUUGCACAGUCUUCGGCACUAUGGUCAACCAAAUCAUGCCCAAAUUUGUGAUGCAGCGGUCUCUCUACGAGGUCCGCGAAAGACCAUCCCGAGUGUACUCCUGGAAAGUCUUCAUCCUCUCUCAGGUGAUGGUCGAAGUUCCCUGGCAACUUGCCCUGGGUGUCUGUGUCUGGGCCUGUUUCUAUUUUACCGUGUUCGGAACAGCAACCGACGCAGAGUCUCGCGGUCUUGUCCUCCUCUUCAUUGUCCAGUUCUACAUCUACGCUGCCAGUAUGGCCCAGCUCACUAUUUCCGCCAUAGAAGAGUCAGCCCUUGCCGCUAUGCUCGCCACGCUCAUGUUUGGUCUAUCCUUCCUUUUCAAUGGCGUCAUGCAACCGCCUUCCAGGCUUCCCGGGUUCUGGAUCUUCAUGUACCGCGUCUCCCCGUUCACAUAUUACGUGGGUGGGCUCAGUAGCGCCGCACUACAUGGCCGUCCUGUGGUCUGCAGCCAGGACGAACUCAGUGUUUUCAACCCACCCUCUGGGCAGACAUGCGGAGAGUACAUGAGCAAGUAUCUCGACCUGGCAGGCGGCAGUCUCUACAACCCCAACGCCACCUCAAGCUGCGAAUACUGCUCUAUGUCCUCGGCAGAUGAUUAUCUGGGGCUACGGGAGAUCUACUACAAAGACCGGUGGAGAAACUAUGGCAUCUUCUGGUGCUACUUUGCCUUUAAUGUCUUCGGUGCGAUCACCCUAUACUAUCUGUUCCGGGUGAGGAGACUGAGUCUGAAGAAGUUUAUCAUGAGCAGGAGGGCUGCAAGGAAGUAGAAGGCCUUGUUUUGACCUCUGAUACACCACUAGAUUUCAUUGUCU